Molecule: messenger RNA, 1157 nt
Organism: Culicoides brevitarsis
Lineage: Eukaryota; Metazoa; Arthropoda; Insecta; Diptera; Ceratopogonidae
Gene: Drgx
Product: homeobox protein ceh-8
Exons: 9
Coding region: 99-1157 (352 amino acids)
Biological process (GO): regulation of transcription by RNA polymerase II
Molecular function (GO): RNA polymerase II transcription regulatory region sequence-specific DNA binding; DNA-binding transcription factor activity, RNA polymerase II-specific
Source: RefSeq, a predicted model, not a curated record
GUGAUGUUCAACUAGCUUUCACUACCUACUACUUAGUGCAAUAAUAAAAUUCAUUACUAAAACGGAUAUUUAAAUAAUCAAAAAUUGAGAAGUCAAAGAUGUUUUGUUACCAUUGCCCGCCAUCACAAGCUCGCGUACCAACUUUCGAGUAUCCGUUUUCGCCAUCACAGCCUUAUGCUAGUUACUCAUUUCAUCCCGCUGUAAAUGACGAUCAUUUCAUACGACGGAAACAGCGUCGGAAUCGCACAACUUUCACUCUUCAACAGUUGGAGGAACUUGAAACUGCAUUCGCUCAUACUCACUAUCCAGAUGUCUUUACUCGCGAAGAUUUGGCAAUUAAAAUAAAUUUAACGGAAGCACGUGUUCAAGUUUGGUUUCAAAAUAGACGCGCCAAGUGGCGGAAAGCAGAACGAUUGAAGGAUGAAAAAUCCAAUGAUGAAUCAAAUCAAGACUAUAAGUUUGCAGAAAAAGAAUCAGACGGUGGUCCCAAUCAGCGAUCAUUAAAAGUGUACGACGAUAAUUCUAGUUUAGAUUCGUCAUCAAUUAACAAUAAAAAGAGAGAGGAAUGCUUGUCAAAGCAAUCAACUCCUGGAUCUCAAACGGAAGAGCCGUUAUACAGUGACGACAUUGACAUCGAAGACACACCAGCUCCAAGCUCUUUUAAAGUUCACAAGAGUUCGGAAGCGGAAGAAUGUGAAUCCUUUGCCAAUCGUAUGAAGCCGAAAUUCCUCCCGUUCUACAUCCAACCGGGCGCGACUUCAUUUUCGAAUCAUCACCAUCUCGAAGGUCAUCCAAUGUUUUCAUCAUUUCGAGGAUUAUCACUUUGCUCUUGCUGUCCCCCCAAAUCGGAUCUUCUCGGAAAUGCCACAAAAGCUCCGCCGCCCGACUUGUCAGACUUCAAUUUCAACUCGUUGCGCAACUUUCCGCACCAAAAGUCCCAGGAACAUUCGGCGAUUUUCAUGACUUCCUUGCAGGCGAGCACACUGGCGUUACCACGAUUCCACAUAGCUCCGAUAACGGUGCAAUCGGCUCUGAGUUCGCAGAUCAAGAGGUUCGACAAGCUGGGAGAAAGUACCGCAACGCCAACGACGGUGGUGAUGCCGGAGAAAGAAACCACGGAACAUCACACGAAAAAACCGAAAUCGUCUCCAAUUUAA